Molecule: messenger RNA, 1057 nt
Organism: Cylicocyclus nassatus
Lineage: Eukaryota; Metazoa; Nematoda; Chromadorea; Rhabditida; Strongylidae
Source: the annotation of a GenBank genome assembly
GGCGUUUCAGGUCACUUGGUGUACACAAGAGCAAUGGGUAAAGACUACAGAUAUGGUAACUACCAUUAUGGUUACGCGCAAGCGCCCACUGCUCCUAGCAUGGAAAUAACAAUCAAUCAAGGCGGCGCAGAUUCGUCGAAGAAUACCUACCAGGCCCCUUCACCAGCUGGACAGUUUCGACCUCCUUUGUCGCCAAAUCAUCCGCCGCCACCUCCACCCUCAUAUGGAGGUUAUGAGCACCCAGCUUACAACCCUCUCUGGUUUGACCGAUUCCCGCGACGUGAGAACAGGGGCAUGUUCCGAUUAUGUCUAGUGGAACUGCUUCUGGCAGCCGUUAUCCUGGGAGGGGGUAUCUGGUGUCUCCUUGAAACCGCUGAAUACUGUCCAUACUACUCAGCGAUAUGGACUUCCGUAAUAUUUAUAGUUAACGCAUUGGUAGGAAUUGUAGCUGCUAAGGUUGGCACAAUCAACCUCUAUACGACUCAUUUGGUUUUAUCCUUGGUAUCAGUCAUGAUCUGUCUCGUCAGUGGAGGGUUAAGUGCCCGAAACUGGGCACUCGUCGGCACAUACCAUCAUCCGCGCAUCGAAAGAGAUGAAGCAUUUUGCCUUCUAGGAGAGCAUGAUGCAACCAGACUUCGGUACAUAUUCUCGCACUUGUACCAAUACGAUUUUUCCAAGUGUCUGUAUCAGUUGAAGGUGGGAGUAGCCGUCAAUUCGGUUCAAUUCGUCGUUGCUGGUAUCGAAAUAUUCCUCAACCUAAUCUCUGCCGCUCUUUGUGUGAAGCGAACUUGUUCAUGUUCGUAAAAAUCUGCCGAACUUCUAAUACUUAUGUAUUACCGUACAUGUCCAUGUGCCAGUUUGCUAUCAGUGAGCAGUAUCUCCUUACAUCUUUUCGAUUACGUAUGUUGUUGUUGUGCCAUAAUACCCUAGAGAGAUGUUUUGAAAAUGUACCAAUGAAUAACGAGUGAGCUUUUAUUACGGCUUUACAUCAUUUGAAAUUUUUAUAAAGUUGUAGUUGAUGGCUAAGUGUUGCACAUCUACCGCUGAACUUUCAAAC